AUGCGCCUGGUGGCCGUGCGCGCUAAUUAUAACCGCGUUCUGUUAAAGCGGCGUCCCGUUCCCCCAGCGUGCGUUUUGGAAGCCGACCACGCGAAGCAUCCAGCGUUGCUCAACUCUGUUCGCCACUGCCCACUGCCAGUCUGCCUUGCCACCCUCCACCUCCAUGCUCCACCACCACCUCGCCGCCUCGAGGCCAGAACCCUAGGCAGCUCCCAAUGCCGCCCCACCGCCUCCUUCCCCUCCUCCUCCUACUCCUGCCUCUCGUCCUCGGCGUCUCCGGCGCCGCCGCUGCCGGGGGGAACGCCACGUCGGCGCCGCUCGCCUGCUCCGAGCUCUCGCGCGUCUGCACGGCCUUCCUCGCCUUCCCGGCCGCCGCCGGCGCGGGGCCGCCAAUGCCACGCUGCUCGAGUCCAUGUUCGACGCCGCGCCGGGGACCUCACAGCCGACGCCGCGGCCAGCCCGGGGUACGCCUUCUUGCGUAAGAACUGCUCAUGCCUCCCGUCCCGCACCUACCUCGCCAACACCACCUACACCAUCCCCUCCUCCGCGACGGCCUCCUCCCCCAAUGCCACCGCCGCCGAUGUCGCGGCCGCGGCGUACGCGGGCCUCGCCGUGCCGCCGCCUGGCGGGGCGGCGCAGCGACCGCCGCGACCGGGGGCGGUUGUGGCGCUCCACCUGCUCUGCGGCUGCUCAUCCGGGCCCUGGAACCACCUUCUCAGCUACGUCGGCGUCGAGGGGGACACGGUGGAAUCACUGUCGAGUAGGUUCGGGACGAGCAUGGAUGCCAUCGAGGCUGCCAAUGCCAUGGCCGGCCCCGACCCCAUCACAGCAGGGGGAAGGUGUACUACAUCCCACUCAACUCAGUUCCUGGACAAGCGUAUGUUACACUACCUGCUCCUCCUGCUCCUGCCCCAGCGCCAACAGAUCACACAUUUUAGUCACUCUUUUUAUGUUCUUGAUCCUAUAUUUCUCUUCCAAGUAUCAUCACUGAAAAAUGUCAGUUUUGAGACACCAGAUCACCAUUUGACCAAAUUUCCUUAUGGAUGGGUUAUUGGUAGCAUGGGAGUUGCACUUGCUUUAAUUGCUAUUGCUGUCCUUGCACUUGUCCUAUGGAAAUUCUUUGGAUAUAAUCCCCAAGAUCCUAAUAACCAGGGAAAGAGCCCAGACCGACAUAAGUUUCAACUCCUUAAGAGUGGUAGUUUCUGUUAUGGUUCUGGAAGAUACUUGUGUUGCCAAUUUGGAAAUGCAAAGCCAACAAGAGCAGAUGGUGGUGAUCAUCAUAUCAAUGUCCCCAAAGGCAUGGCAGCAGACGUAUUUGAUAGGGAGAAGCCUAUUGUGUUUACAUACGAAGAAAUACUCACAUCAACCGACUCAUUUUCUGAUGCAAAUCUUCUUGGACAUGGUACAUAUGGUUCUGUCUAUUACGGUGUUCUCCGAGACCAGGAGGUUGCGAUAAAGAGAAUGAUGGCCACUAAAACAAAAGAAUUCAUAGUGGAGAUGAAAGUUCUUUGUAAGGUUCAUCAUGCUAGUCUGGUAGAAUUGAUUGGCUAUGCAGCAAGUAAGGAUGAGCUUUUCCUGGUUUAUGAGUACUCUCAAAAUGGUUCGCUCAAAAAUCAUCUACAUGAUCCUGAAAGCAAGGGAUGUUCAUCACUUUCAUGGAUCUUUAGGGUCCAAAUUGCACUUGAUGCUGCUAGAGGACUAGAAUACAUUCAUGAGCACACCAAAGAUCAUUAUGUUCAUAGAGACAUUAAAUCAAGUAAUAUCUUGCUUGCUGGUUCCUUCAGAGCGAAGAUUUCAGAUUUUGGCCUUGCAAAACUUGUAGUGAAAUCCAGUGAUGCAGAGGCUUCUGUCACUAAGGUUGUUGGAACUUUUGGUUAUCUAGCUCCUGAAUACCUGCGGGAUGGCCUGGCAACUACAAAGAGUGAUGUCUAUGCUUUUGGUGUGGUACUUUUUGAGCUAAUAUCUGGAAAGGAGGCGAUUACAAGAGCUGAAGGAAUGGGUGCAAGCUCAAACUCUGAGAGACGCUCACUGGCAUCAGUUAUGUUAACUGCUCUAAGGAAAUGUCCUAAUUCAACGUAUAUGGGGAACCUGAAAGACUGUAUUGACCAUAAUCUGAGGGAUCUGUAUCCUCAUGACUGUGCGUACAAGAUGGCCAUGCUAGCGAAACAGUGCGUGGACGAAGACCCUGUUCUACGGCCGGACAUGAAGCAGGUGGUGAUCACGCUCUCUCAAAUACUGCUGUCUUCUAUCGAGUGGGAGGCGACACAGGCUGGGAACAGCCAAGUGUUCAGUGGUCUUGUGGCGGGGAGGUAA
Miscanthus lutarioriparius is the source of this 2313-nucleotide messenger RNA. The record is from the annotation of a GenBank genome assembly. NCBI's taxonomy places the organism in Eukaryota, Viridiplantae, Streptophyta, Magnoliopsida, Poales, Poaceae.